Molecule: messenger RNA, 3023 nt
Organism: Vidua macroura (Pin-tailed whydah)
Lineage: Eukaryota; Metazoa; Chordata; Aves; Passeriformes; Viduidae
Gene: CCL17
Product: C-C motif chemokine ligand 17
Exons: 7
Coding region: 987-1982 (331 amino acids)
Biological process (GO): G protein-coupled receptor signaling pathway; immune response; cellular response to type II interferon
Cellular component (GO): extracellular region
Molecular function (GO): chemokine activity; CCR chemokine receptor binding
Source: RefSeq, a predicted model, not a curated record
ACUGCUCCAUGCAUCCACUUAGAGUCUGGUUAAAAAGAGGGAAAGGUGAAAAAAAGUGUCCGAGCUCAGCAAGGACCUACAGAGAGGCUCCUUAGACCUUCAGAAAGUCUGAAGAAAGGGGAGCCCAGCACAAGGAGGGAGAACUGUCCCCCAGGUUAACACAGAGGGGCUGACCCCUUUCAGCAGGUCCCUGCAGGGUCUGGGAUGCCUCAAGGCUGUGGAGGGAAGAAGAUGAUGGAAAGACACACAAAAACUUUGAACAGUAAGUUUUCCAUCCAUUCUCCUCAGCCUGAUUCUGAUUCCUGCCCUGCCCUGAAACUGGGGCUAAGUCAGCCCUGUCCACAAGGAAAGGCUCAAGUACACCCCACCUCACUGCCCAGUUAUAAACAGGGAUUUUUGGUGGAAAACUUGGGUUCCUCUCCAUAGUACCAACAUGGAAUGUGAUACAAUUUGUGUCAGUAUUUGCCAACUUGCCACUUUCAAGCCACAGAGGGCUGGUGGCAGCAGCAGUCACUGUGCUUCUGUUUAAUUCUUCCCAGGAUUCACAACCCAUCCAGACAUCUCCAGCACAUUUGUAUUGGCUCUGGGCUGAGUGACCUUGCAUGGAACACCAGGCUUUGCCUUUCCUAUGGCUAUGAAUCCCCUCUCUGAAGGCCCAGGAGCUCUUGAGUUUACAUCUGCAGAGUGGAGGAUUUCACUUCCUUCAUGACUUUCACUGUGUGGGUGAACACAGAAGCUGACACAAUUUAUUUAGUCUUUCCAGGUAUUGUCUGUCUGUAAUCCUAAUGAUCCCAUGUGACAUGGAAAUCCCCACGGGCAAUGAAGCAGUAGCUUUUCCUUGAAUUAGGUUCAAAUUCUUUGGAAAAGGGGAGACUGGGGAGGAGUAGAGAGGAUAAAUUGCAGCAGCUCCUUGCCUGAGCACAGACUUGAGCUCUCCCAGAGAGGCAGAGCAGCAUCCUGCAAGGAAGAGCCCUCCCACAGCCACCAUGCUCACUGCAAGGAAAGCCCUGCUGCUCCUUGGGCUCCUCACCCUCUUGCCAUGCUCCAGUGCAGCCCCUUACUCUCCGGCCGAGUGCUGCUUCGACUACGUGAAGGGCGUUCUCCGGCUGGACAACCUCGUGGGUUUCUACUCAACUUCCAGGGAAUGUUUUUUCCCAGCAAUUGUGUUUGACACCAAGAAAGAAGCCAAGGUCUGUGCAAACCCAGAGGAGAAUUGGGUGAAGAGAGCAGUUAGAGUGCUUCUAAAAAAGAAAGGACUUCAUCUGGGUGCCUUUAACCAGUGCCUAGGAGCUGGUGUGAGCCUGGUGGCUGCUGGCCCAGAGGACGUGUCCCUGCUCAGGGACUGUGGCUUGUCUCUCCUGUUAGAAACAAACAGACGAGCACUGGACUUGAUGUCCUGCCUGCAUGGGAAGAUGGCUUUAAUCUGCUUUCAGUUCCUAGAAGCUCCCUUGCCCCAUCAUGGCUCUUCCAUAGAAUGCAGAAGUGCUCCCCAAACUUGUCCACCCACCGCUGGAUGUGUCCCAAAAAUAAACAAGAGAAAGUCCCUUGACCUUCUUAGUACACGUCUGAAUUUUUGGAAAUGCAGCCUGAGUGGGCAGCGGGCAGAGGAUAAAAGACAGUGUGGAGAGAGCCACAGGCACAGGCAGCAGGCAGCGGGCAGGGUGACACAGGGCACGAGGAAGAGCCACCACUCAGCCACCAUGCUCCCUGCAAGGACUGUCCUGCUGCUCACCCUGCUCCUCACCUUCUCCCUGCACCACGCCACAGCCCACUUUGCACCCGUGGAAUGCUGCUUUAAGUAUGCACAGAAACGCAUCCGACACCCUCAAAGCUUCUACGAGACAUCCAAAGACUGCCCCAAUCCUGCAGUUGUGAUUGUGGCUGCCAAUGGUGAUCAGAUCUGUGCCGACCCCGAGAAGGACUGGGUGAAUAAAACCAUAAAACGGCUUCAAAAGCAAAAAUUAAACCCAUCCACCAUCUGACUUGCCCAUCCAGUCUUCCUGUCUCUCGAGGGAGCCAGCAGUGCCGGCAGCUCUUCUCCAGCGGGUGCUGUGGCCUCGGGCACCGUCACUGCAGGCGGAGCCAUCCCGAACCCCGGCAGGAUCAGGUGUCAGUGCCACGGACCUGCCAGCUCCCGAGCUGCUCCUGCUGUCACUGCCCUGCCAAGAUGUGCCUGUGGAGAAAAUAUUUAUAAUAAAGACUCAUUGCCACAAGUUGCUGUUUGAACUUCUCCUGAUUCUCCAGACCAAGCAGCAGAUCCUAACAAACCCAGGGCUUGCUGCAAGCAAAAGCCUCUGCCACAAGCUUGUUCUUCUCCAGAAGCAAACUGUGCCUGGUCACUGUGCUUCACUGGGAAUGUGACAGUGGAGCCAGGCCUUGACCCACGGGUCCAGGACCCACAGGUGAGGUUACCUUCACCCCAGGCAAAGCUGUACAUCCUCAGGGCAUGCUUGCAGCCCCAUGGGCUUUGCAGGUGCUCCAGAAUUAAGGGGAGGGUUCUGGGAAAAGAUACUGAUCUACCAAACCCUUAAUACCUUGACAGCUUCCAAGUGUGCUGGUGGUCACUGCCAAGUGUCUGAGGGAGAUAAAGAACAAUGUCCACAGUGCCAGGAGGGUGAGGACACAACCCCUUCAGCUGGACAGAGGUGUCCUGGCUGCCCAUCCGUCCGCAGGGCCAGGGAAGGGUGGGAGCAGCGUGGGAUCCCAGAUCUUAAAACCAGGCUGCUGGCCCAUCUUCUCAUGGCAGAGGUGCAAACGUACAAGAGAAAACUUCAGAAAGGCAAAAGCAAGGAAUGGGGCAAAUGAUCCUCAGCCUAAAGCUUCACCAGUGUUUUAUGCUCAUGGCUAGAAAACACUUCAGGGCUGUAUUUUCUAGGGUACUGAAUGGCACAGGAAAAACAUCCCUAAUGACAUUUUUGCCCAUGAACUGUAAGCACAUGGGAGGAAGCAAUGGUGGAAAGGGAAGCUGAAACAGAAUCAGAUACUGGGGGAAAAACACCUCGAGGACUGUGCAUCCCCUGUCA